AUGUCUCGUGGUAACCCAUCAGCAGCAUUAGAAAAUACACUUUUCCAAUUGAAAUUUACAGCAAAGCAACUAAAGAAACAAUCUCAACGUGCUGCCAAAGAAGAGACUCAAGAGACGAAUAAAUUAAAGAAAGCAUUAAAUGAAGACGAAGAGAUUGCCAAAAUAUAUGCUUCUAAUGCUAUAAGGAAGAAAAAUGAAAGAUUACAAUUAUUGAAACUAGCUUCAAGGGUUGAUUCUGUGGCCUCAAGAGUUCAAACAGCAGUCACUAUGCGGGCUGUAUCGUCUUCCAUGGCUAAUGUUUGUAGGGGUAUGGAUAAAGCUCUCGCAAGUAUGAAUUUGGAACAAAUAACGAUGAUUAUGGAUAAAUUUGAAAAACAAUUCGAGGACUUAGAUGUCAGUGUAAAUGUUUAUGAAAAAAUGGGUACUAGUUCAGAUGCAGUUAUGGUUGAUAACGACAAAGUUGAUGAAUUAAUGGCCAAGGUUGCUGAUGAAAAUGGUAUGGAGUUGAAACAAUCUGCACCAGUCGAUGCCUUACCAACGAUAUCUCAGGAAGCUGAUAAAGUUGUCGACGAAGAGAAAGAAGAUAAAUUAGCUCAACGACUAAGAGCUCUUCGUGGUUGA
Maudiozyma barnettii is the source of this 621-nucleotide messenger RNA. It is a transcript of the gene DID2, whose product is annotated as Did2p. Gene Ontology annotation, cellular component: ESCRT III complex; multivesicular body. The transcript has a single exon. Gene Ontology annotation, biological process: endosome transport via multivesicular body sorting pathway; protein transport; late endosome to vacuole transport. Lineage: Eukaryota; Fungi; Ascomycota; Saccharomycetes; Saccharomycetales; Saccharomycetaceae. The coding region runs from base 1 to 621 and encodes 206 amino acids. The record is from RefSeq and is a predicted model, not a curated record.